Messenger RNA from Saccostrea cuccullata (small rock oyster), 3618 nucleotides. RefSeq lists its product as uncharacterized. NCBI's taxonomy places the organism in Eukaryota, Metazoa, Mollusca, Bivalvia, Ostreida, Ostreidae. The transcript is spliced from 23 exons. Bases 1 to 3618 code for a protein of 1205 amino acids. The record is from RefSeq and is a predicted model, not a curated record. Gene Ontology annotation, molecular function: protein binding.
AUGCGACACGUCGCGGUUCUUCUGUUUUUCGUUACCGCCAGUAAGGCGGUGACAUUUUCGAAAAGGGCAUCCGGAGGAUGUGACACACAAGCAGACGUUACAUUUUUAUUAGACUCUUCUGAUACAGUAGGACCAGAUAACUUCAAGAAACAAUUAGAAUUUAUUAAAAGCACAGUGAACAAUUUACAAAUAGCACCAGACAAGACUCAAGUGAGUGUGGUGACGUUUAGCAAUGGCGUCUACAAUCAGUUCUUCCUAAAUCAAUAUUCCACGAAAUCGGACAUUAUCAAUGCCAUUUCUGGAAUACAGUUUCGAGGAGGGAGAACACAUACUGCUGACGCAAUACGAUACGUCAAGCAGACGACAUUCAACCCCAUCCAUGGCGCCAGGGGUGGUGUUCCACACAUUGCAGUACUUGUCACCGAUGGAGGGUCAACUACACCCGAUAUUACCAAAGUACAGGCACAGACCGCCAAAGACAACAAUGUGAUUCUGUACGGUGUGGGGGUAGGGUCAGGUGUGAAUAUGCAGGAAUUGACCUCAAUCUCCAGUGACCCAGAUUCCAGAUACAUUCUGAAGGCUGACAGUUAUGGAUCUUUGAAUACCCUUUCAAGUGCUCUGUCAACCAAAAUCUGUAACGAGCUGCCACCAAACUCAAACCAGCUCCCUCCACCAAACAGUUGUUUGCAAAAGGCUGAUCUUGCCUUCUUGGUUGAUUCAUCCUCUAGCAUCGGUGCUGCUAAUUUCCAGAAGCUUGAAACAUUCCUGAAAGGCGCAAUAUCACGAUUGGAUGUGGGCGCAGAUAAGGUUCAUGUUGGUCUCAUGCAAUAUGGAAGCUAUCCCUCUAUAACGUUCCCUUUAACCAUGUACAACAACAGGGGAGAUGCCCUUAAAGCAGUGGAAAACAUGAAUUAUAUGGGUGGUGGCAGUGACGCCGGUGGCGCCCUCCAAUACAUGACAGAUAAGAUGUUUGGGCAGAACAGCGGUGCUCGAGGCAACGUCCCGCGGAUCGCCAUAGUCCUGACAGAUGGUAACUCUAACAGUGACGCCGACACAACAAGUGCCGCUGAUAGAGCCAGGCAACAAAACAUAGGCCUAGUUGCCGUAGGCGCUGGUCCUAACUUACAAACCUAUCAACUAAACCAUAUUGCAGGGUCUUCAGACAAGGUCAUCACUGUCAGCGACGUGAACAACAUAGACACAAUCAUUGAUCAAGUCCUGCAGAAGGCUUGUCAAAUACACGCUACAAUUCCUCCAAUGACAACCUCGGCACCGGGUGCAACUCCUUCUCCCGACGCUUGUAAAGACAAAGUGAACAACUGUAGGCAGUACGGACAACAAGUGUGCACGAACUAUAAACCCUGGGCCAGGGAUAACUGUGCUCUUUUCUGCGGAGUCUGCCAACGUUAUUUUACAGCCCAGCAAGUGUCAUGCAGUGACAAAUUACAAAACUGCGCGGCCUAUGGACAAGGUGUUUGCACGAAGUAUGCCGAUUGGGCACGUGAUAACUGUAAACAAUUUUGCGGAUUUUGCGGUCCAAGUACGACCGCAAACGGAUUUUACGGGAGCUGCUCUUACAAAGGAAAAACAUACCAGACCGGACAGAACUGGAGAGACGGCUGUGACUAUGAAUGUGUUUGCGAAGAUGGACAAACAGGAAAAUACAGAUGUUUUAACAGGUGCCCGGUAUACUACAAUCUGCCUGCAGACUGUACAUUGGUGAGACAGACAGGAGAGUGCUGUCUAAAACCUGUGUGCAACUUUCAUCAGAAGAUUGUUACAACAGAAAGCAGUGGAAAAGGAACAACUUCUAGUGGAAUAAAUGUCUGUGUCUACAAAAACAAGCAGUACUUCCAAGGACAGACGUGGAGAGAUAGCUGUGAUAAGCAGUGCACAUGCACUAACUCCACUCAGGGCCUGUACAAAUGUGAAACAAUUUGUCCCACCUUCACUUCUGUUCCAUCUUACUGUACUCUGAAGAAGGAACCUGGAGAGUGCUGUGAGAAACCAGUGUGUGAAUUCAGCCAGCAACAUGGCUCCUUCUCAGGAACUGGUUCCACCAGCGGAAAGGGAGUAGGCGCUGCCCCAUCCACACCCAAACCCUGUGUUGAUCGUUUGAAUGUGUGUGAGAAUUAUGGGAAACAAGUGUGUGUAGAUUACAAGGACUGGGCUGGAGACAACUGCGCCAAAUACUGUGGCUUCUGUUCAAACACAUCACCAACUGGUGGCCCUAACGAUGUAUGUGUGUACGAGGGAACAACUUACAAACAAGGAGCAGUCUGGAAUGUGGGCUGUGACUCUAAAUGUACCUGUGAAAAUGCUUUGUAUGGAUAUUAUAGAUGUGUCAGCAACUGCCCGACAUACAACAAUUUACCCCCAGGAUGUUACCUCAGGAGGAAGACAGCUGAGUGUUGUAAGGUUGUGGAGUGUGACAGUGGGACAUUCGUCAGCUCUACAACAAACCUCAACUCUCUAGCCAAUGGAGGUGGAAUUUAUAUCAAAAAUCCCGAUGGAGGAAGCCAGUUUGUCACGCCAACCAUGCCCACAGGAGGGACCCCUGCCCCCGGCUCAGGAGGCACUGGAAAUAAGGCCCCAACUCUCAAUGGCUGUUUGUACAAAGGAAAACUUUAUGUGAAGGAUCAAACUUGGGAAGAUGGGUGUCAGUUCUCUUGUAUCUGUACUGAUGAAAAAACAGGGGCAUACACAUGUAGACAAAAGUGUCCAUCUUAUGCCCAGAUUCCCAAUUCUUGCCACAUGGAGGCUGACCCUAACGACCCCUGUUGUCGUAAGCCUGUCUGUCGGUACGAUCCUAUCACCGGCCAGACGUACGUACCUAUUCCAGCCUUCGCCCCCGCCGUGACAGGUAAAGGUGUGGUGGAACCCCCCACAAGCUCCGACCUGUUAAACAACACAGAGUACACAGCCACAGUGGCACUGUUCCAGACUGGCUUCACACCCGUACCACCCACACCCAAGUCCAACAUUACAGGAGGAAUAGGCUACUGUGUGUACAAAGGGAAACACUACACACAGUCUCAGAGAUGGGAUGAUGGAUGUGCAUUCACCUGUGUAUGUGAAGACUCCAGAGUUGGAAAAUACAGAUGCUAUGAAAAAUGUGUGAGGUAUGAUAAUCUACCCCAGCCCUACUGCUUCUUGGAGAACGAUCCUGAUAACCCAUGCUGCCAGCGCCCCAAGUGUGUGUUCCCAGUCAACUACAUCACCAAGCUCGACCAAAUCACCACCCCAAUCCCUAAAACAGAUUAUUGUGAAUACAAUGGAAGACACUACCAACAAGGCCAGUCAUGGUACGAUGGUUGUAGCUACAAGUGUACCUGUGAAGAUGCACUGAAUGGAAAAUACAGAUGCAUUGAAAGAUGCCCCACCUAUCCCAAUAUCGCCCCCUCCUGUACCUUUGUCCCUGACCCAGAUGACCCCACCUGUUGUCAGAUUCCCCAGUGUCCCCAGAACAACACCUCCACCAAUCAGGUGCCAACACCCGCACCUUCUGGUAUCUACUCAGGUGUGGAUGGAAAUAAUGAGAUUUUACAUAGGGAAAGUGUGUGUAUAAGGGAGUACUGUACUCCCAGGACCAGAGAUGGGAAGAUGGUUGUGAUCUGA